AUGUCUGCACCCAUGAUGGCCAACGUCGCCGACACGCUGGCCACGAUGCAGGGGCCGGACUUGUAUUGGGAGGAGAAGGGGCCGCUGCAGGACCCGCCCAAGGAGGAGUCCGACUUCAAGGAGUACGACACCUUCUCCACCUUCCUGGCGGCGUGCCAGCAGCACGGCGUCGACCUGACCCAGCCCGACAUCACGGUGCUCGCGCCAGGCAACGUGGCGUGCGAGCAGUUCUCCGCGGUCGCCGGCCCGCUCACCAAGGCGGUGUGCGAGUACCACGUCAUCAAGGGCGUCGUGAACAAGGACUCGCUCGGCUCGGCCGACCUCACCACCGUCGAGGGCUCGACGAUCACCUACCGGCGCAUGUUCCGCAAGGACUUCCUGGACAACGCCUUCUGCGGCCAGCCGUCCUCGCCGCCCCGCACCAGCUACUGCGCCAACGUCAAGGCCGACAACGGCCUCAUCCACGGCCUCAACGAGGUCAUCUACCCGGGCUGGUCCGAGUCGUCGGGCGGGUACGGCUCGGAGGGCGACGCCGCCACCCGCGCGUAA
Emiliania huxleyi CCMP1516 is the source of this 549-nucleotide messenger RNA. RefSeq lists its product as hypothetical. Bases 1 to 549 code for a protein of 182 amino acids. The transcript has a single exon. The record is from RefSeq and is a predicted model, not a curated record. NCBI's taxonomy places the organism in Eukaryota, Haptophyta, Isochrysidales, Noelaerhabdaceae.